Molecule: messenger RNA, 3112 nt
Organism: Ziziphus jujuba (common jujube)
Lineage: Eukaryota; Viridiplantae; Streptophyta; Magnoliopsida; Rosales; Rhamnaceae
Product: cycloartenol synthase 2
Exons: 18
Coding region: 654-2942 (762 amino acids)
Biological process (GO): triterpenoid biosynthetic process
Cellular component (GO): lipid droplet
Molecular function (GO): intramolecular transferase activity
Source: RefSeq, a predicted model, not a curated record
GAGAGGAAAGAAGAAAGAGAAACAAGGGUGGGUGGGUAGGAAAGAUCAAAGAAAAGAAGAUAUUAAUAAGCAUGAUCGCCCAAAUUUGCAUUUGGCAAUUAAGACGCCCAAGUUGGUGGUCAUUAAAGGUGGGAGAGUGGAAUUGGAUGAUAAAUGGAUAGGGCCCGGGAUUAUAUUUUUUAGAAAUUUAAUUUUAUUAAAAUAAUAUACUACAAGUCUAGAAUAGACUAUAAUAAAAGACUUGAUUACGGAGUUGACGGCGAUCCGACAUCGGCAGUCUCACUCACUCACACUCUUCUCUCUCUCUUUCUCUUUCUCUUCUGGCAGGCCUGUGCCGUUCUGUCAUCUGCUUCACAUUCCUAUUACACACACACACACACUCUCUCUCUCUCUCUCUCUAUAUAUAUAUAAUUAUAUAUUUUAGUAUAACGAAAACAAAUCAAUAAAUCUGAAUUGAAUUGAUCAAUAACGCAUAUCCAAUAAUAUUAACAUCUAUAUAUAUAUAUAUAUAUAUGUAUGUAUGUAUGUAGUAAUCAAUCUCCUCCUCUACCUUCUUCUGAAUAAUAAUAUAUAGAGAAGACAUAGAGAGAAUCAGAGAGAAAGAGAGAGAGAGAGAGAGAGAGAGAGGCACUGGGGGAUUGGCAUUAAGAAUAAUGUGGAAGCUGAAGAUCGCGGAAGGAGGGAGCCCGUGGCUCCGUACUCUCAACAAUCACGUGGGCCGCCACGUCUGGGAGUUCGAUCCCAAACAUGGAUCCCCUGAAGACAUUGCGCAAAUCGAAAAGUUCCGUCAUAACUUCAAAACCACUCGCUUCCACAGCAAGCACAGCGCCGAUCUCCUCAUGCGCUUUCAGCUUUCUAAGGAGAAUCCAGGUGGCGUGGUGUUGCCUCAGAUCAAAGUAAAAGACACUGAAGAUGUUACAGAGGAGAUGGUGACAAACACGUUGAGAAGGGCGUUAAGUUUCUACUCAACUAUUCAAUCCCAUGAUGGACAUUGGCCUGGGGAUUAUGGAGGCCCUAUGUUUCUUCUCCCUGGCUUGGUAAUUACUCUGAGUAUAACUGGGGCAUUGAAUGCAGUCUUAACAGAAGAGCAUAAAAAGGAGAUCUGCCGUUAUGUUUACAAUCAUCAGAAUCCAGAUGGUGGGUGGGGCUUACACAUUGAGGGGCCAAGCACCAUGUUUGGUUCUGUCUUGAGCUAUGUUACUUUGAGAUUGCUAGGUGAAGGAGCUAAUGAUGGACAAGGAAUGAUGGAGAGAGGGCGUAAUUGGAUUCUAGAACAUGGUGGUGCUACUGCAAUUACAUCAUGGGGGAAAAUGUGGUUAUCAGUACUCGGAGUAUUUGAAUGGUCUGGCAAUAAUCCCUUGCCCCCCGAGAUAUGGCUUCUUCCUUACAUGCUCCCUAUCCAUCCUGGAAGGAUGUGGUGUCACUGCAGGAUGGUCUAUUUGCCAAUGUCUUACUUAUAUGGAAGGAGGUUUGUUGGUCCAAUCACAGCAACAGUUCUCUCUUUGAGGAAGGAACUUUAUACUACCCCCUAUCAUGAAAUAAAUUGGGAUCAGGCACGCAACCUGUGUGCAAAGGAAGAUUUGUACUACCCUCAUCCCCUCGUGCAGGAUGUCCUUUGGGCAGCUCUUCAUAAGGGUGUUGAACCAAUCUUAAAGCGUUGGCCUGGGAAAAAGUUGAGAGAAAAGGCUCUUCGCACAGCAAUGGAGCAUAUACACUAUGAAGACGAAAAUACUCGUUAUAUUUGCAUUGGACCCGUUAAUAAGGUGUUAAAUAUGCUUUGUUGUUGGGUGGAGGAUCCGAAUUCAGAAGCCUUCAAGUUGCAUCUUCCACGGAUCCAUGAUUAUCUGUGGAUUGCUGAAGAUGGCAUGAAAAUGCAGGGUUAUAAUGGAAGUCAAUUAUGGGACACUGCUUUUGCUGUUCAAGCAAUUAUUUCAACCAACCUUAUUGACGAAUAUGGCCCAACUCUAAGAAAGGCACAUACAUUCAUAAAAAACUCACAGGUUUUGGAAGAUUGCCCUGGUGAUCUUGAUUAUUGGUAUCGUCACAUUUCAAAGGGUGCUUGGCCUUUCUCCACUGCCGAUCAUGGAUGGCCCAUCUCAGAUUGCACAGCAGAAGGAUUAAAAGCUGCUCUGCUAUUGUCGAAAAUUCCAUCAGAUACUGUUGGUGAACCAUUAGAUGCAAAGCGGUUGUAUGAUGCUGUCAAUGUCAUUCUCUCAUUGCAGAAUGAUGAUGGUGGCUUUGCAACUUAUGAACUCACCAGAUCCUAUCCUUGGUUAGAGUUGAUCAACCCUGCCGAAACCUUUGGUGACAUUGUCAUUGAUUAUCCUUAUGUUGAAUGUACCUCAGCUGCUAUUCAAGCUCUGACGUCAUUUAAGAACUCAUAUCCAGGGCAUCGGCGAGAAGAAAUAGAACGGUGUAUCGAAAGAGCCACCAUAUUCCUUGAAAAGAUACAAAAAUCAGAUGGUUCAUGGUAUGGUUCUUGGGGUGUUUGUUUUACUUAUGGUACAUGGUUUGGGGUAAGAGGUUUAGUGACUGCCGGGAAGAACUAUACUAGUUGCCCGAGUAUUCGAAAAGCGUGUGAUUUUCUGCUAUCCAAACAGCUUCCUUCUGGUGGGUGGGGAGAGAGUUACCUUUCCUGCCAGGACAAGGUGUACUCAAAUAUUGAGGAAGACAGGGCACAUGUAGUAAAUACUGGAUGGGCUUUAAUGACACUCAUGGAUGCCGGGCAGGCUCAGAGAGACCCAGCACCAUUGCAACGCGCAGCUAGAUAUUUGAUAAAUUCCCAAAUGGAGGAUGGUGAUUUUCCACAAGAGGAGAUAAUGGGGGUGUUUAAUAGGAAUUGCAUGAUAACAUAUGCGGCAUACAGAAACAUAUUCCCCAUUUGGGCAUUGGGAGAGUACCGCACUCGGGUGUUGCAGUUCCACGCAACUCCAGGACCAUGAAACACUAACUACAAUUACAAUUGUCUUUAAACUAGGAUUGCUUUUCUCCUUCUUCUUCUUCUUCUUCCUUUUUGGUUUUAAUAACAUUAUGGAGAGUAACAAGUUGUAGGUGAUUCUAAAUAUAAAAUCUACUGACAAUGCAAAAUUCAUUAGUAUUGUCUCUGAAUUAA